AUUUCGUAUCUCUCUUGACCUCGUUACAUGAAUUCAAGCUUUUGCCAACAAACUCAAACAACAAAUACUCGCCGCUCCCUUAUAUCCUCUUUUAUCCACCACACAACUCUCGCUCAACACAAAGCAACAUGGAAACCUGGUUCAUCAUUAUCGUCACCAUCUCCAUUUCUCUUCUCUUUAGAGCUCUCAUUAACCUUCUUUCAUCCCAUUCCGAGAACCCUUCCCAAACACUCCCUCCAGGCCCUGCCAACGUUCCCAUUAUCAGCGACAUUUCAUGGCUCAGGAGAACCUUUUCCGACCUGGAACCAAUCCUCCGGAACCUCCAUAACAAGCUUGGUCCGAUGGUCACUCUCAACAUCCUUUCUCGGCCUGCUAUUUUCGUCUCCGAUCGCUCUCUCGCCCACCAGGCGUUAAUUCAAAACGGUGCUUUGUUUGCCAACCGCCCCGAAGCUCCUGCCAUAACCAAGAUUAUAAGCUGUAAUCAACAUAAUAUCAGCUCUGCUCCCUAUGGUCCAACUUGGAGACUUUUGAGGCGUAACCUCACAGCUCAAAUCCUCCAUCCUUCGCGUAUAAAAUCCUACUCCCAUGCUCGGAAAUGGGUUCUUCAAAUCUUGUUAGAAUCCUUAAUCUCACACUCUAAAACUGGAGAACCAGUUCGUGCUGUUGAUCAUUUUCAAUAUGCUAUGUUCUGCUUAUUGGUGCUGAUGUGUUUCGGUGACAAGCUUAGUCAAGAACAAAUUAAAGAGAUUGAGAAUAUUCAGCGCCAUUUGCUAAUAGGCGUGGGAGGAAGAUUCAACCUACUCAAUUUCUGGCCGAACUUGACAAGGUUUUUGCUUUAUAAACGCUGGAAGGAGUUCUGUCAGGCCCUCGAGGUUCAAGAGAAGGUGUUGGUUCCUUUGAUAAGGGCAAGAAAGAAAGUGAAAGAGGAGAGAUUGAGCAAGAGUAAAGAGGACAAAGAGGAAGCUGAUGAUGACGAGUAUCUUUUGGCGUAUGUUGAUACUUUGCUUGAUCUUCAACUACCGGAGGGACAAAGGGAUCUUACUGAACAGGAAAUCGUCACUUUGACCUCUGAGUUUCUCAAUGCUGGAACAGAUACUACCUCCACUGCUUUGCAGUGGAUUAUGGCAAACAUGGUGAAGUAUCCAUAUGUCCAAGAGAAGCUAUUCACGGAGAUCAAAGGGGUUGUGGGAGAUGGAGAGGAAGAGGUCAAGGAAGAUGAUUUACAGAAGAUGCCUUACUUGAAGGCAGUGAUCUUGGAAGGGCUACGAAGGCACCCACCAGGCCACUUUGUUCUGCCUCAUAGUGUCAGAGAAGACACAGUCCUCGGAGGAUUUUCGGUACCCAAGAAUGCUACCAUUAAUUUCCUGGUAGCAGAAAUGGGGUGGGAUCCGAAAGUAUGGGAGGAUCCAAUGUCAUUUAAGCCUGAAAGGUUCCUUAGCUAUGGCAAUAAAAGUGGGGAAGUCUUUGAUAUAACAGGAAGUAGGGAAAUCAAGAUGAUGCCGUUUGGGGUAGGGAGGAGGAUUUGUCCUGGACUCGGCUUGGCCAUGCUUCAUCUGGAGUAUUUUGUGGCAAAUCUGGUUUGGAACCUCGAAUGGAAGGCUAUUGAUGGAGAUGAGGUGAGCUUGGAGGAGAUGCAGGAGUUCACAGUGGGGAUGAAGACUCCAUUGCAGGCCCAUAUUUAUCCUAGGAAAAGAUAAGAUACUGAUUUUUACGAGGAUAUUAUAUAUAGGUAAUGGUCAGUCUGGCUUUUCCUUUUUCUGGAAAGCCAGUCUAGCUUUUAAUAUGUUAAAUUAUGACAUUAUGUAUGGGAAGCUUGGCAGUGUCCUAUUUGGUACAUUUAUGACAUUAAAUGGACUGAGUUCUGGAUUCAUGUUUGGUUGGA
This is a messenger RNA of Theobroma umbraticum, 1882 nucleotides long. Lineage: Eukaryota; Viridiplantae; Streptophyta; Magnoliopsida; Malvales; Malvaceae. The record is from RefSeq and is a predicted model, not a curated record.